Naumovozyma dairenensis CBS 421 is the source of this 1092-nucleotide messenger RNA. It is a transcript of the gene SPO7, whose product is annotated as Nem1-Spo7 phosphatase regulatory subunit SPO7. The record is from RefSeq and is a predicted model, not a curated record. Gene Ontology annotation, molecular function: protein phosphatase regulator activity; phosphoprotein phosphatase activity. NCBI's taxonomy places the organism in Eukaryota, Fungi, Ascomycota, Saccharomycetes, Saccharomycetales, Saccharomycetaceae. Gene Ontology annotation, cellular component: Nem1-Spo7 phosphatase complex. Gene Ontology annotation, biological process: nuclear envelope organization. The transcript has a single exon. The coding region runs from base 1 to 1092 and encodes 363 amino acids.
AUGGAAACCCCAGAAGAUGGAGAGAAAUUACCGACUUUGCAUUUCGUAGAUAUCGAAGGUAACGAUGUCGAUGUCAAAAGGACUAUUCGUAUGGAAAAUAAAGAAAACUCAACCUCAAUUAAUGAUAAGUCAGUUAUCACAGUUCAAUAUCAACAGGAGCAGAUGGAUUCUGAUGAUCUAAAGGAUUCUAUUGCUCUAAUAAAUUCGGAUGUACCGGAUAAUAAAGGCAAUACAACCACUUCAAACGGACAUAUUCGUGAUAGUGAUGAGGAUAUAGCACUUGCUACCAAUGUAAACAGUAAUGGGAACAGCGGUAUUAUCCAAGUAAGGAAGAGGUCAGACAGUAAGACAUCAAGGACAUCAAGUAGUAGGAAUCCGAAGAGUUCAAGUGACAUUUCGUCUGCAUCCAAAAUAUUUAGAAAUCUAUUAAUAUUAGAGGAUGAUUUAAGACGUCAAGCAGGAAUUGCCAAGAGAUUAAAAUGGCAAUUUACUAUGUUUUUUUCAGGGCUUAUUGGAGUUGCUGGGUUUGCAAUAUAUGAAUUAUUUUUUGAUUAUGGAAGUUUCAAUGGACAUUCAAAUACAGAUAAAUCAAUGAGUCGAUUGUAUAGGAUCUUUUUACAAUUUACUGUAUGUUUCAUUGCAAUUACGCUGGUUCUUUUCCAUUUAAGUGGACAAUACAAGAGGACUAUUGUAAUUCCACGACGAUUUUUCGUUUCCUCUAAUAAAGGGCUUCGACAAUUCAAUGUUAAAUUAGUUAAAGUUAACUCUAGCAUGGAUGAAAAAUAUACCGAUUUUGUUCGAUAUAUUAGUAGGAAAGUGGCUCAUUGUAAUCUUUUUCUAUUCCGAACAAUAUUAAGAUUUAGUGAACAAAGCACCAUUGUACAUUUUUGGAAAAGCGUCACGAUACGAUCACAACCGCGAAUUGGAGCUAUCGAUGUUAAGUUGAUAAUAAAUCCCAGAUUUUGUAGUGCCGAGGUUAGAGAAGGUUGGGAAAUUUAUAGAGAUGAGUUUUGGGCGAGAGAAGGCGCCAGAAGACGUCAAAUGGUAGAUGCAUACUCUAUCAAUAAAACUGAUAAACCGCAUAAAAAUUAG